This is a messenger RNA of Penicillium lagena, 957 nucleotides long. RefSeq lists its product as uncharacterized. The transcript is spliced from 5 exons. NCBI's taxonomy places the organism in Eukaryota, Fungi, Ascomycota, Eurotiomycetes, Eurotiales, Aspergillaceae. Gene Ontology annotation, molecular function: iron ion binding; 2 iron, 2 sulfur cluster binding. The record is from RefSeq and is a predicted model, not a curated record. The coding region runs from base 1 to 957 and encodes 318 amino acids.
AUGUCUGAGCUCACUCGUACCUUGCCGGCGUCCUGGUACUGCAGCGAACCGCUGUACCAGAUGGAACGACGAGCAGUGUUUAUGAAGUCUUGGUAUCUUCUCGGCCCUGUGACGAGAUUCCUGAACGUGGGCGAAAAGGUCGACUAUGAGAUCGGUCAACAGCCUAUUUAUGCAGUUCGCGUAUCUGGCGAAACCAAGCUUCCAGUUGCAGAGGAGCUCAAAGUGUUCUCUGCGAAGACGGAGAAGGAGCUGCGCAGCCAUGUCACUCCAACAGGUCUUCUUUUCUCCACAAUCUCCGAUAAUGCUCCCACCUUCCAUGAGUUCUUUCCUGAACUCGAGGAGCUACUAGGCAAAGUCGACUUCACUCGACUGCCUCACCGGCGCAGUAUCCGCUAUGAAGGGCGAUUCAACUGGAAGACCAUGGUGGAUGGAUAUCAGGAGUGUCUGCACUGCCAAUACACUCACCCAUCCUUCUCUAUCUACUAUCCGCCAACCUUCUACACUGUGCGCAACAAACACAACUUCUCGCAGCAUAUCGCCGACCCCGAUAAGCCAGAUGACGGUCUAUUCCUGUAUUUCUUUCCCAUCUGCACGCUGAACGUCUACGGCGGCGGCAUGUCCUCAUUUCGGGUUUGUCCCACUGCAGACCCCCAUGUCACACGCAUGGAAUUUGACUACUACCACCUCGAGUCCGGGGACAAGUUCGAGGACUACUUCAAAUUUGUGCGCCAGGUGGCCAUGGAAGACUACGAGCUGUGCGAGAAGGCCCAGGAUAAUCUCGCCAAAGGAGUUUAUCACGAGGGAAUCCUAAAUCCGGAGAAGGAGAACGGCGUUUCUUAUUAUCAGGGUCGGGUGUUCGACAUGGUCUGCGAGCAGCACGAAGCCGACCGGAGAAAGGACACUGAGGCUGCACGGGAGACUGUGGUGGCGCCAUCGAUGGUGGAGAUGGCCGCGUAG